AUGAAUGUUAGACCUAGGCUUUCCGAAGAUGUUUCGUGGCUUACAGCUGAUUUCAGUUCCAUUUUGGUUGUUGUUGAUAUGCUUUUGAGUUUCUUUUGUGUUCAAUAUGUCCAACGGAUACAUACUCUAUAUGUAAGCAGUGCGGCAGCUAUAUACUCAGAUUUGUUAAGCGAAGCAGUUAAAGUCUUUGAUAGCAUGUCUAGUGCAGGAGUUUCUGCGGAUCCAUAUACUUACACUAUUCUAAUCAAUGGACUUUGCAAGCGUGGUUUAUGGAAGGAAACUACUCCCUCUAUUUCUAAAAAUAGAAACAGAGGGAAUAUAAGAUAUUUUGAUGAAAUGGUGGGGAGGGGUAUUUCGCCCACUGUAGUUACUUUUAACGUAUUAAUAAAUUCUCUGAGUAAAGAGGGGAGGACGGAAGAAGCUUCUAAGAUAUUUCUGCACAAAGAACCCGAUGUAUAUACUUAUAAUUCCAUGAUACUGGGUCUGUGUUUGACAAGUAAUCUAGAGGAGGCGCACCGAUUGUUUGAUUCGAUGGCGGAUAAGGGACUCAAACAAGAUGCUUGCAGCUUCAAUCUGUGGAUGAAAGCAUACUGCAAGAGGUCUGGGUUGGAUGAAGCCAUUCAACUCUCCAAAGAAAUGCAAAAGAAGGGAUUGAAACCGGACAAAAUUACCUAUAAUACACUAAUAGAUGGCCUAUGCAAGAUCGGGAAAGUUCAAACAACACAGAGCAUGUUUACUGAGAUGCAAUCUUAUGGGGUAUGUCCGAGUAUAGUUACAUAUAAUGUACCUAUGAAUGGGCUUUGCAAAGCUGGAAACAUUGAGAAGGACUUGUGGGGGAUGUUUGUUGAAGCCGAAAAACUGAUCAUUGAAAUGAAAAAUAAAGGUUGCAUGCCAGAUGCAACUACGUAUGAUACCAUUGUUAGGGGUUAUCUUGAGGGAAAUUGUGUUGCAAAAGCAUUAGAGUUUUUCAAAGAAAUGCGAGGAAGGAAGUUAUCACUGAACGAUACCACUAAAUCUCUGUUAAUCAGAUCCUUGUCUGCAGAUCAACUCAACAACUUGGAUUUUCCUGAAACCUAG
Molecule: messenger RNA, 1077 nt
Organism: Papaver somniferum (opium poppy)
Lineage: Eukaryota; Viridiplantae; Streptophyta; Magnoliopsida; Ranunculales; Papaveraceae
Product: pentatricopeptide repeat-containing protein At3g22470, mitochondrial-like
Exons: 7
Coding region: 1-1077 (358 amino acids)
Cellular component (GO): chloroplast
Molecular function (GO): protein binding
Source: RefSeq, a predicted model, not a curated record